Molecule: messenger RNA, 816 nt
Organism: Striga asiatica
Lineage: Eukaryota; Viridiplantae; Streptophyta; Magnoliopsida; Lamiales; Orobanchaceae
Source: the annotation of a GenBank genome assembly
AUGGUGGUGGUCGGGGUGGAGGCUUUGUCGCCUUCUCUCCUGUGCCGCUUUCCCCUAGUGUUUGGGUUAAAAGGGUGGCUGAUGUCUUAUGUUCUUCCUAGUCGUGACCCUACUCUGGAAACGGAGAUACCCACAUUAAUAGUGGGUCUGAUUCCAGCAUUGAAUAGAUCGGCAGAUAAAAAGAUUUGGCCGUCAGUAAUGGAAAUUACAAGAGCAUCUCUCAAUACUCAAAGUUUUAUAUCUGAAGCGAGUUUUCAAGAAACCGCUAGGGUUUUAGUAAAAGCAGCUCUCCGGGGUCGAAUCGAUUGGCUAAAAGGCUUGAAAGAGAACGUGGUUGGGGGGGGGGGGAUACCCGUCGGUACCGGGUUGAAAGGAUUAGUGCUCCCCUCAGAACAACAUAACAGGAGCCCCUUGGAAACAAAAAAAACAAUAUACUUGAGGGGGAAAUGCGCGAUAUUUUGUUUCACCACAGCAAAUUAUUUGAUUCUUUCAAAGUAUUUCCGCGAGAGGCCGAACAAUCCUACGGUUUGGGAAGGGGUUUUGAUUGAUCAAAAAGAGGAAUCUACUUCAACCGAUAUCCCCUUAGGCACGGCCAUACAUAACAUAGAAAUCACACUUGAAAAGGGUGGACAAUUAGUUAGAGCAGCGGGUACUGUAGCGAGACUGAUUGCAAAAGAGGGGAAAUCGGCCACAUUAAAAUUACCUUCUGGGGAGGUCCGUUUGAUAUCCAAAAACUGCUCAGCAACAGUCGGACAAGUGGGGAAUGUUGGGGCGAAUCAGAAAGUUUGGGUAGAGCCGGAUCCAAGCGUUGGCUAG